GACUGUCAAUGUAAUAAAUGUAAAGAUAUUUUGUUUACAUUUAGCAGAAUUUAUUUUACAACUGAGUAUUCCUAUUUUCUAGCAUGUUAGGAAACCUAAAAGAUUUUAUUUCGGUUGUCCAAGAUGGACUGAGUUCGAGCAACAAUUUAAGGCAGACUUUGCAAGAAGUUCAAAAAGUAACCAACAUUUUCAAAGAGAAACAGAAACCGAGCAGCGAAAGUAAAGUUAACUAUGGAGCUGGUGGGGAGUUACUUGAGCAUUUUCAAAAGCAAUGGGAGGAACUUCACGAAAACGCCGAGAAAAAUGCGAAAGAAGCUGAAGCAGUGGACGAAUUGAUUCUAGCGAUACACGCUGAAACUAAACUAAAAUUGCAACAAGCAACUGAGUUUGCUUACAAUGUAGCUCACCUCCCUAGUUUGACGGCUUCGGUAGCACAAUGCAUGGACAGUCUUAAAAACGUUCAGACGUUACUGAAGGAUGUAGAGGAACAGUUACUCGACUUUGAGGAUAUCGUCGAAAGGAAUAAAAUGGAGAACAGAAAACUUGAUCAUCAUUAUCAGCUCACAUUAUACAAGGAGAAGAAAAUGGAGAGGUUGGAGGAAAUCAGAAGUUCUCUAGCUACAGAAAACAUGAAAAAAAGUACAGAAAGGGAAAAACAACAACUGGCAGAGCUGCAGCUGAAACGGGAAAUUAGUGCAGUUGCGUUCCAGAGUGAUGUAGCCAGAUACAAACUGAGCGGAAACAUUCCAACUGGAUCCUCCCCUGCCCCACAACUGUCUCUAGAACAGAUUCAGCUGGACAACGAUAGCACGGACUUGGAGAAAUUUCUAGAGGACUAAACUUUCGAUAGAGCAAUUAAUUAAUAAUUAUUAUUUGAUAUGAAUGUUGAGCUUAUGAAGUUAUAUUUUAAGAGAUAAAAAGAUUUAUAUUUGACUUGUUACUGGUAAUAUAAGAGUAGAUUUAUUAGGAAA
Molecule: messenger RNA, 971 nt
Organism: Aricia agestis (brown argus)
Lineage: Eukaryota; Metazoa; Arthropoda; Insecta; Lepidoptera; Lycaenidae
Gene: Dysb
Exons: 3
Coding region: 84-839 (251 amino acids)
Biological process (GO): negative regulation of protein kinase activity
Cellular component (GO): cytoplasm
Source: RefSeq, a predicted model, not a curated record